GCGAACUAAAUCAAACUAGGCGGUACCCUUUGAUGUGCGGUAUAAACCGCCAGGACCGCGAACACCGUUCGAGUUCCCAGCAUGAGAAACGUCAACGUUGACAUUGACGUUUUUAGAUGAUGCCGCUGCGCUUGCUUACAAUUUUUGUGGAUGUUUAUUAUUAGUUGUCGUCGUUGUCGUUCCUAUUUAUUCAUAAUUUUUAUUAAAUAAGACGAACAUCUGACCAUCCUAAUCUAUUUACGAUCGAUAUGCUAGAGAAACAGUAAGAAUAUUAAAAGAGAGGUUAUCUGGUAGUGAGUGGUUAAGAUGGAAAGGGGUAAGAUGUCGUCUUCGGGGCGCGGAGGCAAGAGCAAGGCUCCGCAGCACCCGCAGGACAUCUUCGCGCUGGGCACCAAGUCUACUGUCGUUGUCUCGCGAGACCAGGAGAAGAGGAACAUACACAAACCUUCAAGUAGUGGAGUGGAACGCAAACGUGAAGGUACAUCAACUUUUGGCGCCGCCCCACCCACCAAGAGAUCAAGAAUUGGCUCACCAGCAGAGGCAGUUGGAGGAACAUCCUUAGAAGUUGACCCUGUGGAUCUCGUCCCCAAUGUGCUGCAAGCUUUAGAUACCCAUAACUCUGACAAACUGCUUGGACUCCUCACAGGCUCAAUCCGCCUGCUCAAGUCCCAACGUUCCAAACCUGACCCAAUCCUCUGCAUGAGUAUGCUGUACUUAUGCAAAAUCCGGCCGAACAUGUUUGCACAUGAUGUUGUGACCCAGAGUCUAUGCACACUGUUGAAGAGGGAGCAGGGGGCUGCGUUUAAAAGUAAAGGAAAUCCACUGGUGUUCGUACUGGCGUGCAAUAUGCUGUAUGCUGGACAUAGGGACAGUAAUAACUGGCCUGAUACUUUUAUUAAGGUGUACAUUGAAGAUGCCUUAAACGAGAGAUGGUGGGUGGAAUGCUCGUGGUGUAAGUGCUUGGUUGAGAAUAUCGCCACCGCCUUCAGCACCAAGACUCCGCCUCCGCACCUGAUCCCAUCUGACAGUGCACUUGCGGCUGGGGGUACGAUGUCGCCGUCGGGGUCGGGUUCUCCGCUGAUGGGAAGCACGGAUGACGAUCCCGACAACACCGACCUAGAAUACACCGUUUUCCCCAGGUAUUCGAGUAGCUACGAGACCGUCGAAGCAUUGGUGCUGGAGGCGAUCAAAGAGCAGAUCCAGCGGCGAGCCGCGCCAGACGCCAUUGGGAAAGGGUUUUUGAAGCUGCUGUCUGCUACCUGUGGUUUUCCUGAGAUUCGAAUGAUAUCCGCCUCCCGGCUCGAAGCGUGGCUCCACUCGGGCAAGCUAUGGCGCGCGGCGCAGGAACUCCUCGCAUACGUGUGCUGCAACGCCGACGCGUGCGGGCCCACUGCGGCGCGCGACCACGAGGUGCUGGCGCAGCUGGCCCGCAUGCGGCUCAAGACCAAGCCGCUGCAGCAGGCGUACCAGGCCUGCCUCAGGGAGAUGGUGUCCGACAGCCCAGCACUACUCCGCAGCGUGGUCACUCACACGAUCUACAACGAGCUAUCCAACGUGCGCUCCCCGAACAACAUGGCGGUGCUGGCCGCGCUCAUACAAGCGCAGCCGCAAGCUGUGCCCGCUGCUAUGGCGGACACGUAUCAGGAGCUGGUACUCCGGCAAGAGGACUACCUGCGGCCGCUGCGCGCGCUGUGCCGCGAGUGCGUGCGCGCGGCGCGCGCCGACGCGCAGGCGCUGGUGCCGCUGGCGCGCGCGCUGGCCGCGCCGCCGCCGCACGAGCCGCCCGCGGAGAUCCGUGAGCGCGCGUUCAACUCCAUCGCCGACCUGUUCUGCUGCCUGUGCCUCGUGACGGCGUCGCACAGCAAGCACAUCCCCGAGUACCGCCAGCAGCUGUGCGUCAUCCAGUGCUGCGCGCUCGGCUGGCUGCUGGACACGGCCGCGGCCGUGUACCGCCCGCAGCGCCACGACUUCCAGCUGGCGCUCAACAAGAUAAUGUUCGUGGAGCCCGCCGAUACGUACAGCAAGCCAGACAACUGGCCGCCAGAGUCCGAGCGCGCGCUCACAUACCGAUUGUGUUGCGAAACGCCACUGCCACAGAACACGUUGCUUCGAGUCAUCUUCAUAGGUCUCGCUAAGGAGAUCCCAGUAGGCCCAGCUGAAACAUUCGAGCUGGUGGAACAACUAGUCCGCCGCGCCUGCGCUCUCCCACCGGACGACUCUCCCCUGCCCGUGGACAAGUUGGAACUGGCCGACUAUGUGUUCCAACUGUGUCAGUUCACCCCGCCCGACAACAUCACCUUACCUCCCGGGUACACGGCUCCUCCAUUGGCAAUCACAUCACUAUACUGGCGAGGAUGGAUUCUGCUGGUGAUGCUGGCGGCGCACAACCCCGGCGGGUUCGCUGAGCGCGCCGCCGCCACCUAUCCCACGCUGCGGGCCCUCAUCGAGACCUGCAUCACCAGUAAACCUAGCGUGGAGUGGAGCAACAGCGCCGCAGAAGCGGAGCGGCUAGAAGCCGAGCGAGCCGCCGUACUGCAGCUAGAGACGCACCUUGCGGCCGCUAGCAAUGCCAAGCUGCCCAUUACUGAACACAACUCUCGGCUGCUCAGUCAGCUGACGACCCUCGACCCACUAGGCCCGGCGCGCAAGCCGCCAGCUUCCAUCCUCGAGAGCCUGCAGCAGAGCAGCCAGGCGCUCCGCCUCGGCCGCCUGCUGUGCCGGCAGCCGGCGCUGCUCCUGGAGCUGGUGGAGCGGCACGGCACGCGCCGCGCCAUGCCCUGGCUGCACCAGCUGCUGCGCCACGACCAGCUCGAGCUCAGGUACGAUUACCCUACACUAGCCGCUCCCGAGCACUUCCUCAUCAUCCACCCAGAACAGCUCUGCCUUGCUGACCACCGCCUUAUGCGGCGGCACCUACCCAGAGACUUGGAUGUGGCCUUCACUGAACUUAACGCCGUAAGUCCAAGCACACAAGGUAUAGAAUCUGUCGUCGUCCAACCAGAACUAGCCCCACCUUCUGUACACCUUUCCCGGGACUUACAUGUGGCCUUCACUGAACUUAACGCCAAAAUAACAGAGGAAGUGAAGAAACUCCGCGAAAACGUCCCAACCGACUGCCCCUACAUACAGCGAGUAACUAUGUUCCUGCAAGCCGCGGACAGUACUGUCCUCCGCGGCAUGACCGGCGCCAGCCACGCCGCCAUACUGCUUCGCAGCCUGACGCUAGCUCGCUGGGAGCCGCUCCGAGAGGUCAGUGACCUGCACACCGUAGGCGAGCGGCCCGCACUGUACCAACACCUGCCUCACGCCACCAAGGAACAACUCAUCGCCGCGCUGGAAGCGGCCACUCCAACCACCUUGGAGGCAAUCGGAAAUCGCAUCAUCGAGACACAAAACACUCGUGUGGUGGUGGACGUCAUCUCCACGCUUCUGGAGAAGAACCAGCAGGGCGCCUACGAAUCCGAGGUAAAAGUGGAAAUAGGCGCCUCCCCGCCCGCGCCGCACGUGUUCGGCCGGCGCGGGCUCGGCUGCGGGCUGCUGCUGGACUGGAUGUCGGAGCUGCAGCGCGAGACGCUCGGCCCGCAGCCUGAACGACAGAUGCGGUUAAUGUUCCGGUCGGGGUCGGCGGCGUGGCGGCCGCUGCUGGUGACGCUACUGGCGCACCGCGCCUCGUGGCGCACGCUGCACACCUGCCUCUCCACCCUGCUGCAGCCUGACGGGGGCUGGGCGGCGAGCGGAGUGCUGGACUUCGCGGAGACCCUGAUGGGCUCCGAGCGCGUGUGGCAGGGCCGCGACCGCGCCGCGCCGCGCCACCAGGCGCCCUGCCAUCUGCACCGGCUCACCCACGCGCAGCUGGAAGUCCUAAUCAAAUAUAUCAUGGAAGAGGCGGAAGAAGCCGGCCCUGACCUGGACAGCAUGCGGCGCCGCAUCGAGGCGCGCUUGCCCUUAGCGCUGCGCUGCGCGCCCGACGCGCCGGCGCUGCUCGCCGCCGCCGCCGCCGCACAGCCUCUGCUGCUGCUGCUGCUGUACAUGAAGGUGCCAAAGAUCCGGCAACUCCUAAUGGAGAGUGCAGAGCGGCCUCUGACCACGUGUCCACUGGAAGGGGCGGAGCCCUACCAACAAGUAGCGGCCAGCUCCACCAGCGCCACCGACCGCGUGUCCCACACGCUGCUGACGGCACUCGCGCACCCGAGCAAGGAGCACGGCAAGGAGCCAACUUCAAGUGAGACUUGGCGCCUGGAAGCCGGCGUGCGCUCGCUGUGGGCGCGCGUGGGCGGCGCGGGCGCGCGCGCGCUGCCGCUGGCCGGCGCGCUGCUGCGCGGCGCCGUGCCCGCCCCGGCCAGGGCGCAUCUCCUCUCCGCGCUCGAGUUGCUGCCGGACCAUGAACUGCAGCGGCCUGAUACAAGCGGCCCGAUACAAGGUGACGUACAGGACAUGGCGCCUGGAAGCCGGCGGGCGCGCUGCUGCGCGGCGCCGUGCCCGCCCCGGCCAGGGCGCAUCUCCUCUCCGCGCUCGAGUUGCUGCCGGACCAUGAACUGCAGCGGCCCGAUACAAGGACAUGGCGCCUGGAAGCCGGCGGGCGCGCUGCUGCGCGGCGCCGUGCCCGCCCCGGCCAGGGCGCAUCUCCUCUCCGCGCUCGAGCUGCUGCCGGACAUGAACUGCAGCGGCCCGAUACAAGGUGACGUACAGGACAUGGCGCCUGGAAGCCGGCGGGCGCGCUGCUGCGCGGCGCCGUGCCCGCCCCGGCCAGGGCGCAUCUCCUCUCCGCGCUCGAGUUGCUGCCGGACCAUGAACUGCAGCGGCCCGAUACAAGGUGACGUACAGGACAUGGCGCCUGGAAGCCGGCGGGCGCGCUGCUGCGCGGCGCCGUGCCCGCCCCGGCCAGGGCGCAUCUCCUCUCCGCGCUCGAGCUGCUGCCGGACCAUGAACUGCAGCGGCCCGAUACAAGGUGACGUACAGGACAUGGCGCCUGGAAGCCGGCGGGCGCGCUGCUGCGCGGCGCCGUGCCCGCCCCGGCCAGGGCGCAUCUCCUCUCCGCGCUCGAGCUGCUGCCGGACCAUGAACUGCAGCGGCCCGAUACAAGGUGACGUACAGGACAUGGCGCCUGGAAGCCGGCGGGCGCGCUGCUGCGCGGCGCCGUGCCCGCCCCGGCCAGGGCGCAUCUCCUUUCCGCGCUCGAGCUGCUGCCGGACCAUGAACUGCAGCGGCCUGAUACAAGGUGACGUACAGGACAUGGCGCCUGGAAGCCGGCGGGCGCGCUGCUGCGCGGCGCCGUGCCCGCCCCGGCCAGGGCGCAUCUCCUCUCCGCGCUCGAGCUGCUGCCGGACCAUGAACUGCAGCGGCCUGAUACAAGGACAUGGCGCCUGGAAGCCGGCGGGCGCGCUGCUGCGCGGCGCCGUGCCGCCCCGGCCAGGGCGCAUCUCCUCUCCGCGCUCGAGUUGCUGCCGGACCAUGAACUGCAGCGGCCUGAUACAAGGUGACGUACAGGACAUGGCGCCUGGAAGCCGGCGGGCGCGCUGCUGCGCGGCGCCGUGCCCGCCCCGGCCAGGGCGCAUCUCCUCUCCGCGCUCGAGUUGCUGCCGGACCAUGAACUGCAGCGGCCUGAUACAAGGUGACGUACAGGACAUGGCGCCUGGAAGCCGGCGGGCGCGCUGCUGCGCGGCGCCGUGCCCGCCCCGGCCAGGGCGCAUCUCCUCUCCGCGCUCGAGCUGCUGCCGGACCAUGAACUGCAGCGGCCUGAUACAAGGUACAGGACAUGGCGCCUGGAAGCCGGCGGGCGCGCUGCUGCGCGGCGCCGUGCCCGCCCCGGCCAGGGCGCAUCUCCUCUCCGCGCUCGAGUUGCUGCCGGACCAUGAACUGCAGCGGCCUGAUACAAGCGAAGAAGUGCAAAACAUUCUAGAGUGCUUCGUGCAAAUGGCUGCGGCAGGGGGCCGAGAACGCGAUCGCGACUCAACGCUACAACAUCGAGUAGCCGCGCUCAUGCGCCGCGUCGCUGCGCAUAGCCCGCCUCGCACGCAUGGAUCUCUAAGCGCAUUGGGCGAGGAAGCAGGCGCGGCGCCCGCGUCGGCCGCGCCGCCGCCACAGGCGUUGAUGGCGCUGCAACGGAGAGAUCCUCCUGAUGAUUUACACAUAUACAUACAGGAAAUCGACCAGUGGGGCAGCCGGCGCGGCGGCGCGUGGGGCGGGCCGGGAGCCGCCACCACCCUGCUGCGCGCGCUGGCCCCGCUGUGCGCCGAGCCGGGCGGCGCCACCAGGGCGGCCGCCGUCGGCCUGCUCGCCAAGCUGCUGCCCGCCGUGCCCGACCCCACGCCCGGUCUAGACGCCAUCAUGGAGUGCUUGGACUCGUCCCUGCCAGAAGUCGCGCAGUCGGUGAUCGACAAGCUGCCGGAGCUGGUCGUCGGCAUGCAGGAGCACGCCGCGAAAGUGCUACUCAAGGUGUUCGAGCUGGGCGUGCGCAGCCGCCUGCCCGUGGAGAGCGGCCUGGCGCGCUCCGUGGCCGCCAUCACCCUGCAGCGCGGCUGCUGACUGCUGGACCACAACUGUACCAUACACAAACAAUCAACUGUUUGUAAACCAUACGUCUUUGUAAUGAAGUCUACGAUUUUUCAGUUAAUUGUGGGCCAUGGUAUGUAUUGUACAAAUGUAGUGAAGUAUUUUCUCGGAGAUGUUUGUAUUUGUCAUGCUACUUCAGUACUUUUUGUACUGAGGUUGAGGUUGACUAAAAUAGCUUAACACAUUCGUGAGUUUCCGUGGAAAUACGAUGGUAAAGGAUUGUUCACUACAUCUGUACACGCGGAAGGAAAUUAAAAGCCAUUUUUACAACGAAGAUGACUCGUAAAAAAAUAGCAAUUUUGUCCUUAACUUGCUUUGAUGUACCACAGACUUUUACUUUCUCAUUCCCUUGCUCAUUCAACAUGCUCAUUCCCUUGUAAAUAAAUGUAAUGAAAAAUGUUACAGAACAUUAGAUGUGAUAAGAAUAUAAUUUUAGUAAAAUAAAGUCAGAAAAUACA
Cydia pomonella (codling moth) is the source of this 7010-nucleotide messenger RNA. It is a transcript of the gene IntS1, whose product is annotated as integrator complex subunit 1-like. Gene Ontology annotation, biological process: U2 snRNA 3'-end processing. The record is from RefSeq and is a predicted model, not a curated record. Gene Ontology annotation, cellular component: integrator complex. NCBI's taxonomy places the organism in Eukaryota, Metazoa, Arthropoda, Insecta, Lepidoptera, Tortricidae.